Molecule: messenger RNA, 978 nt
Organism: Cephus cinctus (wheat stem sawfly)
Lineage: Eukaryota; Metazoa; Arthropoda; Insecta; Hymenoptera; Cephidae
Product: telomere length and silencing protein 1 homolog
Exons: 6
Coding region: 1-897 (298 amino acids)
Biological process (GO): mRNA splicing, via spliceosome
Cellular component (GO): spliceosomal complex
Source: RefSeq, a predicted model, not a curated record
AUGUCAAACGCCGAGGAAUCUAGUGGUAAAGUAGAGUUUAAGCGCAAAAAUAGGAAGCCUAUGAGAAAAAGAUUGGCUUCUUCUGAAGACAGCGAUAGCGAAAAUGAAGAUGUCUCUGUGAGAAACAAAGUUGAAGAAAUGAAAAUUCUUCAAAAGCUUAGGCAACGACCACAUGGUGUUAAUAUUGUUGGGUUAGCUCUGGGAGAAAAUGUUGCUCCAGACGUUAUGAAUUCAGAUCCGUUUAAUGUGAAAAAAGGUGGGAUGGUAAACAUGGCUGCAUUAAAAAACAAUAAACUUAAACAAGACGAUGCUUAUGACACGGGUAUUGGAACUCAAUUUAAUGCAGAAACUAAUAAACGUGAUGAAGACGAGGAAAUGGUGAAAUAUAUUGAAGAGCAGCUCUCAAAAAGAAAGAACAAAAGUAAUGAAGAAAAUGAACAUAAUACAAGUGGAGAUAAAGGAACAUAUUGCUCACCUGAGGAAGCUGCGCUUCAGGCUGUGCCUGAACACUUGAGACAAAGUUCUGCACACAGAAGUGAGGAAAUGCUUUCAAAUCAGAUGCUUUCUGGUAUACCUGAGGUUGAUCUUGGUAUAGAUGCUAAAAUACGAAAUAUUGAGGCUACAGAAGAAGCAAAAUUAAAACUACUUUGGGACAGACAUAGAAAAAAAGAUGGUCCUUCACAGUUUGUGCCCACAAAUAUGGCUGUGAACUUUGUACAACAUAAUCGAUUUAACAUCGAAGACGCAGAUGUUCAAAAGGGAAAACAAGAUCUUGAAGAAAGAAAAAAAGCUGCAUCUCUUAAUGAAAAUGUAAAAGGAAAACGUAAAGACAAUGGAGAAAAAGCAACUGAUGAUUAUCAUUAUGAAAGAUUCAAGAAGCAGUUUAGGAGAUUUUAAGAUAUUAAAAAAAAUGUAAAUUAUAAUCUGCUAAUUGUAAUUCAAAUUGUAAUAAUAAUUAAUAAUGAAUCCCCACUAUAC